Molecule: messenger RNA, 4641 nt
Organism: Paralichthys olivaceus (Japanese flounder)
Lineage: Eukaryota; Metazoa; Chordata; Actinopteri; Pleuronectiformes; Paralichthyidae
Gene: fanci
Product: FA complementation group I
Biological process (GO): DNA repair
Molecular function (GO): DNA polymerase binding
Source: RefSeq, a predicted model, not a curated record
ACCAUUGAAGCAAACCCGGAAGUGUCCGCCGGCGGGAAAUUCAGUAAAUAUUAUGAAAGCGUCAGAAAAAACGAAGCCACGGUUCAGACUCGUUCACUGAAGUAAUCCAGAGUCAACAAGUGGAGGUCGACCAUGAGGGCUGUACUUGAUAGAAUAGUCUCACUGGCAGAUGGAGGCAGCGCCGCUGAACUUGAGAAGUAUCUGUCCUCCCUCAAAGAUGACCAGUUAAUCGCAGUGAUUACCAGCAGCGCAUUAAAGGGGAAGAUGGUCGGUGCCAUAGUUAAAGGUAUAUUUCAAGGCUCUCCUCCCAGUUCCACUGAGGGAUCAGACCGCAGACUUCUUGUUUAUCAGCACUGCAUCCCCCUGUGUGAGUCCGGGGACCUUCAGACUGAGGUGGCGGCUGAUAUCAUUGGACUGCUGAUGCUUGAGACUCAUACUCUGUCUGGACCCUCUCUUGCACAACUGGCGUCUCUUUUUGUUGAAGCCAUUAAGGUGGGAAAAAUGGGUAGUGGGAAAUCGCUGGAGCUAUUUCCUACAGUGCUGACUGCCCUCGCAGCCUGUGAAUCCUUAUCUUUUGGCAAAGGUGAACUCAGUGGGGAGGAAUACAAGAAGCAGCUGAUCAACAGUCUCUGCUCAAGCAGAUGGGACCCACAGUGUGUUAUCCACCUGACAACCAUGUUCAGGGAUGUGCCCCUGUCCUCAGAGGAGCUGCAGUUCCUGGUGGAGAAAGUCCUGCGGAUGUUCACUAAACUGGAUCUGCAGGAGAUCCCACCACUGGUUUACCAGCUGCUGCUUCUGUCUGCAAAGGGUUGUAAGAAACAGAUCCUGGAUGGAAUCAUUGGAUAUUUUAAGGAGCAAGACAUUCACCAGGAAGAAGAGCAAAAACAUGGAGAGAGCCUGGAUCUAGAGGUUUUGUCCAUUCCACAGGACCAGUUACGACACGUGGAGGGCACCGCCAUCCUCCACAUCGUCUUUUCUAUACGACUCGACCAUGACCUCGGAAGAGAAUUCCUCAAAAGCUUUAAGAUGUCAUAUGGCGAGCUGUGUCCUUUCAGUGCUGCACUUAUGCUCUCAGUAGCACGUAUCCAGCGCUAUGAAGAGCAGGUGUUUGACCUUUUGAAGGGAGCGAUCAUCAAGAGCUUCAAGGACGAGCAGCUGCAGCAGGGUUCAAAGUUCCUGCAGGACGUCCUGCCUGGACACUGCAGUGUGGCUCAAAUGAUACUGGACACAGUCAAGAACAGCGUGUUUGGGUGGGAUCACGUGACCCAGGGGCUGGUGCAGCUGGGGUUUUUCCUCAUGGACACAUUUGGACCCAAACCAGGACCAUUUGGGAAGACUACAGAGGGGUCUGCUACCGUAGCGAGGACCCCAAAUCAGCAAGCAUGCAAGCUUGGAGGUCAGGUGCUUCUCCAAGGCUUUAAGAUGCACGAGUCUAUCAGAGGUGAGAUACUGGAGCAGGUUUUAAGUCGACUGGUCACAAAGACAGCCUCGCCUAUCAAUCAUUACUUAGAUCUUUUCUCUGACAUCGUGAUCUCUGCUCCCAUGAUCCUCCUGGAGUCGUCCUCCAAGGUGACAGAGACAUUUGACCACCUGUCAUACCUGCCCUUAGCCACAGUUCAGGGUCUACUAAAAGCCGUUCAGCCACUGCUCAAGGUCAGCAUAUCCUUAAAAGACUCUUUGAUUCUAGUUCUCCGCAAGGCCAUGUUUUCCAGCCAGCUGGAUGGCAGGAAGUCUGCAGUUACUGGCUUCUUGUUGCUGCUUAAGAACUUCAAGGUGCUGGGCAGCUUGUCGUCGAGCCAGUGUAGCCAGGCGAUCUCCUCCAGCCAGAUCCAAGUGGAUGUUCAUUCACGAUACAACUCAGCUGCCAACGAAGCGUUCUGUCUGGAGAUCCUCAGCAGCCUGCGUCGCUGCCUGGGCCAGCAGGCGGAUGUGCGGCUUAUGCUUUAUGAGGGGUUCUACGAUGUUCUCCGUCGCAACUCUCAGCUUGCAAGCUCCAUCAUGCAGACCCUGUUCUCACAGCUGCGGAGGUGCUAUGAGUCUGAACAAGACCUCCUGCCUCCGGUGAAGCUGGGGCCGUGCAUCACAGCUCAUGGAGACCAGGUCUACCUCCAGGAACCACUGGGCCAUCUGGUGAGCUGCACUGUACACUGCCUGCUGUGGCUGCAGAACAUGCGUCGAUCAGCCAAUCCCAGCGCUGAUGACAGCGAUGAGGAGGAGGAGGAGGAAGGAUACAAGUCUGAACUACACACAAUCCUCGAGAGCAUGACGAGACGCAUGAUCAAGAGUGAACUGGAGGACUUUGAACUGGACAAGUCAGCAGAGUUCUCCAUGGGUUCUAGCGUUGGGGUGAAGAAUAACAUCUAUGCAGUGCUCGUGAUGGGAGUGUAUGAAGUUCUCAUGGAGUACAACUUCAUCAAAGGCAACUACAGUAAAAGUCGAUUUGAGGAGCUCUUGCAGCUGUUUAACCGCUACCACAAGCUGUCUGAGAUUUUGAAGGAGAAAUCUGGAAAAAGUCGAGUGCCCUCACACAAGACCCCUCGCAGUUUACUCUCUCUGGGAUUCAUAUCAACUCUCCUCACUGUGCUAUUCAGAGACAGUACUCAGAGCAGAGAGGAGGCUCUCUCAGUGCUGCGCUCUAGUGGAGAAUUUGUGCGCUAUGCACUAAGUGUAACCUUACAGAAGAUCCAGCAGUUAGAGGAAACUGGUCACACGGACGGCCCAGAUGGACAGAACUCGGACCGGACUUUCCGCUUCCUCUGUGACAUGACAAGCGUGCUGAUGUGGCGCUACACAAACAUCCCCACCGUGGUGGAGGAGGCAGGGAAGAAGGAGAAGCGCUGCAGCCUGUCUCAGCUGUGUCUGGAAGGUCUGCUCAGGAUCUUCACAACCUGCCAGCAGCGCUACCCACACAAGAUGGCUCAGCUCCUCACUAACAUGGACAUUGCAGACAAUGAUCAGCAGCAAGACGAUGGCGACGUUACAGAGAUGAACUUCUUUUACAUCCGACAGUUUCAGAGAGCGCUGUUCACUCAGUUAAGCGGAGGAGAGGAGGACUUUAACAGCAAAGAGGCUCAGCUGCUGGUCAGCAUCUUGAGCGUGCUCUCACACCAGCUGAAACCCUCCACCCAACAGUUUGUUCAGAUGAUCACUUGGACUGUGAAAAUCUGCAAGGAGACAAGUUUUGAGGAUCCUGUCUUUUCUAAGGGGCUGCUCUCUCUUCUCUUCAACCUACAUGUUCUCUAUAAGAGUCCUGUUAGCCUCUUGCUUGAGCUCUGCCAAGACAUCCACAGCCAGCUGGGGGAUAUCGAUCAGGACGUGGAGGUAGAAAAACAGUCUCAUUUUGCCAUCGUCAACAUAAAGACUGCGGCGACAGCAGCGCUGUUGGUCCUGUCUCAGGUGGACAGGGUGCUCGAUGAGGUGGAGUGGCUGAUUGCCAGAAGGAAAAGCCAGACGACUCCUGACAAAUCUGACUCCGGUGAAGCCACCCAGACAGCAGGUGAUCAAGAUCCAAUGGAGAAAGCUGUGACACUGCAGCUCGGGACUCUUCUGACCGCAUUAAAUGAGCUGGUCCAGACGGCUCUGCUCUCUGGCACCUGCACCAUCACACUGAUGAGGGAACUGCGUCGCACAUAUACCAUCCUCACCACCCUGGUGAAAUAUUACAUCCAGGUGUGCGCUACUCAGCACGGUUUGCUGCCUGCACGCUUUGAGAAGCUGGUCAAACUGUCCGGCUCUCACCUAACACAACAGUGCUACUCUUUCAUCACAUAUGUUCAGGGCGGUGAAUUUAGUGGUGGAGAUGACAAGAAGAAAAAGAAGAGGAAUGAAACGAACGUCGUUGCUUCUGCAAAACUUCUGCGAGAGACAAAGGCCAUCCCUGAUUUGAUCUUCAGCAUCGAACAGUAUGAGAAAUAUCUCAUCACACUCUCAAAGAAAUCAAAGGUGAAUCUGAUGCAGUACAUGAAGCUGACCACCUCGAGGGAUUUUCGCAUUAUUGCUACUACUCUGGACGCAGCCCUGCAGGAGCAGGACGACAGCCAGGAGACCACGGAGUCACAGGACACAGAGGAGACACAAGAACCCAAACUGAAGAAGCGUAAACAGUGAGCUGGCCCUUCAGAAGCUCCUCGGUUUGACUCACUUGUCCCCACGUUCCUCGCUGAGCCGGAGUUUAACCAGCGGAUGAACGGCCUCUUGGCAGUCAUGAGCAGGUGCAGCUGUUCUGAACAGUAGUGUUGUCCACAAAGUGCUAUCUGUCUUUGUUCAGAGAGCCUUUAGUGAUGUUGAUGAUUUGAUAAAUGUCCAACGCUUCACCUGUGCAAAGACAACAUGUUGGUGUUCAUGUGAUUCAGAAGAAUUCUGUAUGUUGUUUAUGUAUUUGGAAACAAACUGUAAAUACUGUUUUACAUUAUUGUGAGACUUCCUGCCUUGUGUCAGAAUGAAUAAGCUGCUCUGUUGUUAAGAUGCAGUUCACAAUCAGUUCAGCACAGUUUAACUAUAUCAUACUUCACCUCGUCAGUUCUUUGUCUACACUAACAGAGGAUCUAUAGUUUCCCAUACACAUGGAUGCAUCCUAAAGAGACUUUCAGCCUAACUGUAAUGUGCUGCUUUGUUUUAAAAUAAAUAUAAUUUUCUUCCUUC